AUGGCUACAAUUGAAAAUUCUACCUUGGAAAUCCGAGUAAUAAAACAAGAGGAAUCGGAUUUGGAAGAUAUAUACAACGAAAAUACAACGUGUUAUUUCAUUUUAUCAUCACCAAAUGAUGGAUUGGAAGAAUUUGAUCGUACUGACAAAAGGAUUGAGCGAUUUGUCAAUGAAACUAAUAUGAAACCGAUGAAUGAUGAAGCUAACGUUGAUAACUUUAUAGAAGCAAUUGAUGUUAUUGAUAUAACUUCUGUUAUAUCAAUUAUUAAAGAUCUAAAUAAGCUACCUCAUUAUACUGCAGUAAUUAAAGAAGACUUUCAAUUCCAGCUAAUAAUAGAUUUAAUUGCCCUUAAUUGGAGUAUACCUGAAGCAUUUGAUCUUGAUCGUUUUGUUGAUAGCUAG
Funneliformis caledonium is the source of this 402-nucleotide messenger RNA. Lineage: Eukaryota; Fungi; Glomeromycota; Glomeromycetes; Glomerales; Glomeraceae. The record is from the annotation of a GenBank genome assembly.